AUGAGCGCGGAAGUUCUGGCUGCUAAUGUGGUAAAGGAACCAGUAUCGUUUGUGGUAGGGCUUUCCACCAAACCAUCAGCAGCAGCUGAGAGAGACAGGGCUUCUUCUCCUGCCUGUGGACAUGGUCCCAUGGCAGCCAGCUCACCAUCAAACAUCUCACACAAAGUGAAUUUAAUCCACCUGAUUGAAGAGUUCCUCUGGAUUUGUGGGGCGAUUGUCACUGGAUCCCAAUGGGAAUUGGGCCUAAUUGUGGAGAAAUGUAUGAGCUGCAUGCAGACAGGGACUCAGAUGGUGAAACUGAGAGGUGGUUCCAAGGGCCUUGUGCGCUACUUCUACCUGGAUGAACACAAGUCUUGCAUCCGCUGGCGGCCCUCCCGCAAAAACGAAAAAGCCAAGAUCUCCAUUGACUCCAUCCGUGAGGUAUGUGAGGGGAAACAGUCUGAGAUCUUCCAGCGUUAUGCGGAUGGCAGCUUUGACCCCAACUGCUGCUUCAGUAUCUACUAUGGCGAACACAUGGAGUCUCUGGACCUAGUGUGUGGUACUGGGGAGGAGGCACGCUUCUGGAUUACUGGCCUUAAGUUCCUUAUGGCUGGAAUCAGUGAUGAGGACAGCCUGGCCAAACGACAGCGCACUCGUGACCAAUGGCUGAAGCAGACAUUUACAGAGGCGGACAAGAAUGGCGACGGCAGCCUUAGUAUAAGUGAAGUUCUGCAGCUCCUGCACAAACUCAAUGUCAACCUGCCUCGACAGAAAGUCAAACAGAUGUUCAAGGAGGCAGACACAGAUGAUAUACAAGGCAUGUUGGGCUUUGAUGAAUUCUGCUCCUUCUACAAGAUGAUGUCAACUCGCCGAGACCUGUAUCUGCUGAUGCUUAUGUACAGUAAUCAUAAAGAAAGUCUGGCUUCAGAGGACCUGAAGCGCUUCCUGGAGAAUGAACAAAAGAUGACCAAGGUGACAAAAGAGAACUGCCUUGAAAUUGUGUCCAAGUUUGAGCCUUGUCCUGAAAACCGAAGCCAAGGACUUCUUGGUAUUGAUGGUUUUACAAACUACAUGCGGAGUCCUGCUGGGGACAUCUUUAACCCUGAGCAUUAUGAGGUCAACCAGGACAUGACCCAGCCACUGUGUCACUACUUCAUCGCCUCGUCUCACAACACAUACCUGACAGGCGACCAGCUCAUGUCUCAGUCCAGAGUGGACAUGUAUGCCUGGGUGUUGCAAGCUGGCUGUAGAUGUGUGGAAGUGGACUGCUGGGAUGGACAGGAUGGAGAACCAAUUGUCCAUCAUGGCUAUACCUUAACCUCAAAAAUAUUCUUCAAAGAUGUCAUAGAGGCCAUCAACAAAUAUGCUUUCAUCAAAAACCCGUAUCCUGUAAUUUUAUCUAUUGAGAACCACUGCAGUGUCCCACAGCAGAAGAAAAUGGCCCAUUACUUGACUGAGAUUCUAGGGGACAAGUUGGACCUGUCCAACAUCAGCCCAGAUGCUUCUGGAGUUCUGCCAUCUCCAGAGGCUCUCAAAGGGAAAAUCCUCAUCAAGGGUAAAAAACUGCCUCCUAAUAUAGAUGAGAAUGCAGAGGAGGGUGAUGUGUCAGAUGAGGACAGUGCCGAUGAGAUGGAGGAUGACUGUAAGCUUCUGAAUGGAGAUACAACUACAAAUCGAAAGCAGGUGGAGAAUGUGGCAAAGAAAAAACUGGAUAACUUAAUGAAAGAAUCUAAGAUUCGGGACCGUGAGGACCCAGACAGUUUCACAGUAGCCACCUUGGCAGCCUCAGGGAAACACAAAGACAAGUCAGACAUGAAGAGUAAAGGGGACACAGGGACCACAGAUGCUGGAGAUGAGGCCAGCCCCAGUACCAACAAACGCCUGACUAGAUCUUUCAUGGGCAGCUUCUCUAAGCGCAAGAAAAAAACAGCCAAACUGAGGAAGGUUUCCAGUUUUGAAGACACAGAUACAGAUCAGGAGAGUUCUGGCAGUGCAUCUAGAGGAGCUCAGCACCACAGCAGGAAGAAAAAAACCAUGAAACUCUCAAGAGCUCUUUCAGAUCUGGUCAAAUACACCAAAUCUGUGGCAUUGCAGGAACUGGAAACACAAGCCAGCUGCAGUUGGCAGGUGUCAUCUCUAAGUGAAACAAAGGCUCAUCAGCUAAUCCAGCAAAAGCCAAGCGAGUUCAUCCGCUUUAACCAACGCCAGCUCUCAAGGAUUUACCCUUCUUCCUACCGGGUAGACUCCAGCAACUUCAAUCCCCAGGCAUUCUGGAAUGCCGGCUGCCAUCUUGUGGCUUUGAACUACCAGUCAGAGGGCAGAGUGCUCCAGUUGAACAGAGCAAAAUUUUACAGUAACGGGAACUGUGGCUACACCAUGAAACCCUCCUGCAUGUGUGAAGGUAACUUCAACCCAAUUCUGGAGGAUCCACUGCCAGGUCAGAUGAGAAAGCAGCUGGUUCUUAAGAUCAUCAGUGGGCAGCAGCUGCCCAAGCCCAAAGAUUCCAUGCUUGGUGACCGAGGAGAGAUCAUUGAUCCCUUUGUGGAGGUUGAGAUUAUUGGCCUGCCGGUUGACUGCUGUAAGGUACAAACCAGAGUGGUAGAUGACAAUGGAUUCAAUCCAAUGUGGGAGGAGACACUAGUUUUCACUGUGCACAUGCCAGAGAUUGCACUGGUACGCUUCCUGGUUUGGGAUCAUGACCCUAUUGGUCAAGACUUCAUUGGCCAAAGGACUAUUGCUUUCAACAGCAUGAUGCCAGGCUACCGUCAUGUGUAUUUGGAGGGUAUGGAGGAGGCAUCGAUCUUUGUUCAUGUAGCUGUGCAUGACGUCACUGGUAAGGUGCAAGCUGCCAGUGGCAUAAAAGGCCUGUUUCACAGAAGCCCAAAGCAAGCUUCUCUGGACAGCCAUGCUGCUGCUCUGCUCAGCCAUAAGCAUACCUUUGGAGCCCACCUGCUUCGCCGCACUGCCAGUGCACCAACCAAAGGCCAGUCAAAGGUUAAGAAGGGCUUGCCUGAGAUCUCCCCAGACAACAAAGACUGCAGCUCUGAGGGAGCAAGUGAGGAGCCUGAGUCUGAGGCACAACCACUAGAGUGCAGAGGAGAUGCAGCAUCCGCACAGCCAUGGGAUGGCACCAAUGGGGGGCUCCACCCUGACAGUAGCAAAGAUAAUUCCUUAGUGCAGAGACACACUCCUUUGCAAACCUUGGGACCCAUCACUAAGGAAGCUGCACAGGAGAAUCUCCUAGGCUCCAUCUCUGCUCCAGUUAAAACCUCACUUACAAAUGUUUCACUUACUUACACUGGGAAACUUGUUACUGCUCAACUCUGCCUCAAAAACAAUAACAAUGGAGAAGAGAACCAAACCAAUACCUCAUUGUCGAUGAAUGAAUUUGAUACUGAGAGCAAUAAGACACUUCCAUUAGCUAAGACAAGAACUGAAACAGGAGGGUUUGAAAUACACACAGCCAUAGAGCCCAACAUUACCAUUAUCAAGACAGGCCAGUGUGUCGAAACAGAUAUGACAACUGGCCUAAUGACAGCACCUAGGUCUCACCGCGCUCAGGCACUGAAGGCUGUGUUUGACAGGGACACUGCCCAUGACCUGACAGAAGGACACAAAACACCUAUCAGAAGGACCAAAAGUGAUGGAUUUGUCAGGGCUGCAUUCCAGGCAUCUGGGCCAUCGAUGGUGCCAGAGGUUUCUAUUGAUGCCACUCUGAAUGAUCGACUAUGGAGCAAACUAGACCCUCGGAGCCACCGUGAUAGUGUGUCAUCUUCAUCCAGUAUCUCUUCUAGUGACACUGUGAUCGACUUGUCUCUGCCUAAUCUCACAAGGAAGAAUCGGACCAGUUCUGGUAAUACAAAUGACAGCUCCAACGGCCAGACAACAACAGUCAAAAGGAACUACCCUCGGUCAGACAUUAUACCCUACAUUGCCCAGCCUGUUAGCAAAAGUAAGUCUAACCCAAACCUGAGGCUGGGCGAACUUUGCCAGCCUCAGGAUGAAUUACUAAAGAAUCAGACAACAGAGAAAGUCUUAAACAGACGCUACACGUGGAGUAGACUCUACAUGGAUAGUUUAAAGCAGGCAUCCUCCCUCUCUGCAGCUAGUAAGAGGCCCACAGAUACCUCUGCUAAAGACAUGAGCAGCAGCUCCAAGUCAAAGAGUUUGGGUGAUCUCACCUCUGAUGAUAUUGUCUGCAACUUUGACAGCAAAUACCGAAGCAUCAGCCGAAGCUUCAUAAUGAGGCCCACAAAUGACAAGAGACGACAUCAGAGACAGAACACUCAUAAUGAUCUUAUAGAGCAACUGAAAAGGCUGACUAAUGUUGAGCCCUUGACAAGUAGUGACUUUGCAUCCUGGCAGCACAGUGGGGAGGAGCCCCCAGUGAGGAGGAAUUCCUCACGAAGCCAGAGUCGAGUCCGAUACAUCGCUAACCGUUCUAGGCAGGCCCAGGAGAGGCGGCGACUGCAAAACCUGACCCAAUAUACUGACAACCCUAUUGAAGAGCGAGGGAACCCAGAAGGAGCUUGCACUGUAGCUUGUAGCCCCUGCACUAGUCCAGACCUUCUGAGUCAGCUGCCUCCUCCACCUAUCCACAACAGCACCCUGAGCACAGGCAAAGACCCCUUUUUUGCAUUCAGACUCUGA
Molecule: messenger RNA, 4629 nt
Organism: Chanos chanos (milkfish)
Lineage: Eukaryota; Metazoa; Chordata; Actinopteri; Gonorynchiformes; Chanidae
Gene: plch2a
Product: phospholipase C, eta 2a
Exons: 22
Coding region: 1-4629 (1542 amino acids)
Biological process (GO): release of sequestered calcium ion into cytosol; phosphatidylinositol metabolic process; phosphatidylinositol-mediated signaling
Molecular function (GO): calcium ion binding; phosphatidylinositol-4,5-bisphosphate phospholipase C activity
Source: RefSeq, a predicted model, not a curated record